Messenger RNA from Pundamilia nyererei, 4786 nucleotides. It is a transcript of the gene slc20a2, whose product is annotated as solute carrier family 20 member 2. Gene Ontology annotation, biological process: phosphate ion transmembrane transport. The transcript is spliced from 11 exons. Lineage: Eukaryota; Metazoa; Chordata; Actinopteri; Cichliformes; Cichlidae. Bases 625 to 2646 code for a protein of 673 amino acids. The record is from RefSeq and is a predicted model, not a curated record. Gene Ontology annotation, molecular function: phosphate transmembrane transporter activity. Gene Ontology annotation, cellular component: membrane.
CCACUCUCUCUCUCUCCCUUUCCUUCCCUGUCUCACGUUAUUCCCCCUCCUUCAUCUAAAAGCUGUCAUCCUGAGCGGUACUGAGUCGACGGCUCAAUCCCUAAACGCCCGGAUGAGAGCGGCAGGCGACAUUCAGGGCAAUACAGUCGCAUGAGUCGACCGACUGGAAGGCAACCAGUCCAGGGGGGGACGACAGCGAGUGCAGGAAUCUGAAAAUUUUCGACGCAACCCACGAAGAUCGCUGUGGGAAAAAUUCAGACAGAGACAGAGGCGUGGAGGCGAAGAGGAGCGGCGCGUUCCCCCCUCCUCUUGCGGUGUCCUAUUUCGUUGGUGAAAGAACGUGCAGACCGACUGUCUCACACUAAGCUAUGGAAUGCUCUCUGCUCCCACCAUCACUAACCUCCAAUCUUUGGACUGAGCUCCAAACGCUUAGUUAGCGGCUGUGCUUCUCCCCUCAGACUCUUUAUAACCAGGGGACGAAGAGAAGGUGUGGGCUUACCAAGUCCUCCGCUAAAAACGCACAGAGCACUUCAUCUUUUUUUUUCUUCUUCGUCUUUUUUUGUAGAUAUUUUAAGCAGGAUUUUCGUUUCUUUGCAUAUUUUUCUCACCUGAAAUCAUAUCAAGAUGGAUCUGGAGUCGUAUCUGUGGAUGGUGGUUAUUGGCUUCAUCAUUGCCUUCGUCCUGGCAUUUUCAGUCGGAGCUAAUGAUGUGGCCAAUUCAUUUGGCACAGCAGUGGGAUCCGGCGUGGUCACUCUGAAGCAGGCCUGCAUCCUGGCAUCCAUCUUCGAGACGCUGGGUUCAAUGUUGCUCGGGGCCAAAGUGGGAGAGACGAUUCGGAAGGGCAUCAUAGAUGUCAGCCUCUACAAUGACACGGUGCCCGUGCUCAUGGCAGGCGAGGUCAGCGCCAUGGUUGGGUCAGCCGUCUGGCAGCUAAUCGCCUCCUUCCUCAAGCUCCCCAUCUCUGGGACUCACUGCAUCGUUGGCGCCACCAUCGGCUUCUCUAUGGUAGCCAUCGGCACAAAGGGAGUACAGUGGAUGCAGCUUGUCAAGAUUGUGGCGUCUUGGUUCAUCUCCCCCUUGCUCUCUGGACUCAUGUCUGGACUUCUCUUUAUGCUCAUCAGACACUUCAUCCUCAGCAAGGAUGACUCUGUUCCAAACGGAUUGCGAGCAUUGCCCCUCUUCUACGCCUCCACCAUUGGUAUCAACACAUUCUCCAUCAUGUAUACUGGAGCUCCAUUGCUCGGGUUGGAGAUGCUACCGGUGUGGGCCAUCUUUCUCAUCACUUUAGCUGGCUCGCUGGUCUGCGCAGCUCUGGUCUGGAUAUUGGUCUGUCCCUGGAUGAGGAGAAAGAUUGCAAGUCGUUUAAAGAAAGAGCAGGCUCUGUCGAGGAUUUCUGAUGAGAGCCUGGAUAAGAUCCCUGAAGAGGAGGAGGAGAGCCCCGUCUUCAAAGAGUUACCAGGGGCGAAGGGCACAGAUGAGGCUGUGAUGCCGCUCACAGGCGGCAGCAGUGACCGGGGCACCCGCGAAUCCAGCAGCGAGCUCACCAACCUGGCGAAUGGAGGCACUAUCCUGCCAAACGGCAGGGUGUAUGGUCGGACACACUCAAUGACGAACGGCAGCCUCAAAUCCCCCAUCUCUAACGGCAGCUUCAGCUUCGAUGGCCACAUGCGUAGCGAUGGCCAGGUGUACCACACGGUGCACAAAGACUCGGGUCUGUACAAAGACCUGCUUCACAAAAUCCACCUGGGCCGCAUGGAUGACAACGAGCGCUCCAACGCCGGCCCGCCUGACAACAAUUACCGCCUGCUGCGCCGCAACAACAGCUACACCUGCUACACAGCGGCAAUAUGCGGCAUGCCCGUCCAGCCGAUGCGCUCCGAAUCACGCGAGGACAGUGAAAAGCUGGUUGGUGAGGGAGGCGUCAGGAGCAACAGCGUGUCUUACUCCAAAAAGCGGAUACGCUACGACAGCUACUCAUCGUACUGUAACGCCGUGGCCGAGGCUGAGAUCGAGGCCGAGGAGGGCGGAGUGGAGAUGAAGCUUGCCACAGACCUGGAAGGGGUGGAGGAAGAAGGGGCUGCACCUCCAGGGCCGGACGACUUGGAGGAUCAGGAGGAGAAGGACAAACCUGAGGUGUUUCUGCUUUUCCACUUCUUGCAGAUCCUCACCGCCUGCUUCGGUUCUUUCGCCCACGGAGGCAACGAUGUCAGUAAUGCCAUUGGGCCUUUGGUGGCACUGUGGAUGAUCUAUGAACAGGGCGGUGUGAUGCAGGAUGCUGCCACUCCUAUCUGGCUGCUGUUUUACGGUGGUAUAGGCAUCUGUGCCGGCCUGUGGGUAUGGGGCCGCCGCGUCAUCCAGACCAUGGGGAAGGACCUCACUCCCAUUACCCCCUCAAGCGGAUUUUGCAUUGAAGUAAUGAGUGCGCUAACAGUGCUUGUUGCAUCAAAUGUGGGCAUCCCAAUAAGCUCCACCCACUGCAAGGUGGGCUCAGUUGUGGCUGUGGGUUGGAUCCGCUCCCAGAAAGCAGUGGACUGGCGCCUCUUCAGGAACAUCUUCCUGGCGUGGUUUGUCACGGUGCCUGUGGCCGGCCUGUUCAGCGCCGCCGUCAUGGCCCUGUUUGUCUACGGCAUCCUGCCCUACGUCUGAGGGCGCAACGCCGGGAGGGAGAGCAGAGGAGGAAAAAGAGAGUCGGGGAGAGAGAGCGAGAGGGGGAAACUUGGGUAGAUGUCAUAUCUCGAAUGUGUGGGUUGCUGAUAGAAGAGAAGGAAGAGAGUCGAUGCACAAGGGUGACGAGGAAGAAGGGAGGAUGGUUUACAGGUGGACUUGGUUGUACUGUAGAUGUGAGGAGGGUUGGUUCACAUGCUGCCUGGCUCCGUAGUCCAGAGAUCUUUUUGACUCAUUUGAGUUCCCAAUCGGUUUUUAUUUAUUCUCUUUCUUUUUGGUGGGAUUGAUUAAAAAACAAAAGUGUAACUAGUGUACCAUUCAAUCUGCUGUACAUAAGACAAUAACAGGGGACUUACUGGUAACUUCUAACUAAACACGUGACAGUCUCCUUAAAAAACAAAACCACGUAAAUAUAAAAAAUACAGAAAUAAAAAUGAUCAAAAAGCAGUUUAUUCUGCUAACAUAAGCCAGCAGACUCGCCUGCAGUAAAUCCAUAUCCUUCUGCCUGAAAUUCUAGGCAGCACAAUCGGUCAAGUGCUUACUUUUUAUUAUCGUUAUCAUUGUUCCAAAAUGCCAGGGGUGAAAAAAAACGACAAAAAAACAAAACAAAACUGUACAUAUUGUGAUAUUGGGUCGAGUGUGAUUCGUUGUAUUGCGGCUUGCUUUCAAACAAAAGAAAAGAUGUGCGCGUGGUCAACCAAACCCAUCCGUCAUCUCACUUUCAACAUGCUAGCCAGGUACAACUGGGGCCAAACGGAACGGACGCCUCAGAGAGGAGCGGUGAGACUGUCACUCUGCUUUUGUUUUUUUAUUAUUAUUAUUAUUAUUUUUCACAUGAUACCAUAGGAACCUAAUUUACUAAAGAGUUGAUUUUUUUGUUUUUGUCAAGAGCUCCUGUAUGUUUUUAGAGAUCUCAUAUUUUUUAAUGAUGUAUUAUACUGUAAUUUGUACUGUAAAUAAUGUCCUUUAAGAGUUUGGAUGUGGGGGUCUGGGAUGGGGGAUUGGGGAUGCGUGCGUGCGUGUGAGUGUGAAUGGUUUCAGAAAAGUGGGUGGGCGGGGGAGGGGGGCCUCUUCACCUCAUAAUGAUGUCAGAAUUCACGGUUAGUUUCAACCCCCGCGGCUCAUGGGAAACUCCCACCGAUGAACACUUGGCAGGUUUUUCUGAUGUUGGCAGAAGAAUAUUGAUUAGAACAAAGUGUUUUGCUUUACCAAACCCAUCCACAGCAGAGGAAGUGAGAGUUGCCGUUGCAUUCACUGUUUUAUUGCCUGGGUGAAUUGAACAGUAUUGACAGAAGGUUCUUUUGUUAACGGCUCCCUCCUCGAGGAGAUACGCAGAUAGCGAGGGACAGUGAGGUUGCUCUUUAGAGAGCAGAACCAUGCCAAAGUAAGUUGUUGUCACCAUGUCUGUAUGCCAGAUAAAUGAGGUACAGCAGAUGCCAAAACUGAUCAGAUGUACGAAAAAUAAAGCACUGAUUAAGUUUAGUAAAAAAUGUUUGCAUAUCAUCAUCCAUAUGCCUUUGACUUUGGAUAAAGCAGGAGUCACUUCCUUAUAUCAAAGGCUCCCUGCCCACUGAUGAACCUUUACAUUUUUUCAUAUUCAGAUCAUCUCAGGUGCGAGCACCGCGGUCACCCGAGAUUAUCCGAGUCCAGGUUUCAAAUCUAACAGAGUGAGACAUGCAAAAAGCUAAGGCCUUGUGAUCUGUCAUAUCGAAUACUUAAAUUGUAAAGCGUUAUGCAAACGUCGAAAGGAAGAGGACUCAAUCCAAGCCACACGAGUAGCUCCUCAAAAUGGGCAGGUGUUGUUUGGAGCAGAGAAGCAUUUAGUCUCUCAAUCACAUCUGAUUCAGUCUAAGCGCCAUGUCAUGAGGUGUGUGAAUCACAGCCCGGUGAGGGUUUCAAGGCUGCUCAUGCCACAAAAAUAUCACAAGACUUUUGUCUUGGGACUUAAGGUUGUAUUCGGAGGUAGAACUGAUCAUCACCAGCUUUUUAAAACGGUCACCUGACCUGUAGAUGAACAAAGUCUUUUUUUUUUUUCUUUUAAUUUGAACAAACUCGAUGCCAGGUGUCGCAAGUUGUUUUUGUUCUUGUGGUGUGUUUCCUCAUCUCUUGGUUUGUUUGUUUG